Engraulis encrasicolus (European anchovy) is the source of this 3196-nucleotide messenger RNA. RefSeq names its product copine I (gene cpne1). The record is from RefSeq and is a predicted model, not a curated record. The transcript has 17 exons. Gene Ontology annotation, biological process: regulation of canonical NF-kappaB signal transduction; cellular response to calcium ion; positive regulation of tumor necrosis factor-mediated signaling pathway. Bases 182 to 1789 code for a protein of 535 amino acids. Gene Ontology annotation, molecular function: calcium-dependent phospholipid binding. Gene Ontology annotation, cellular component: plasma membrane. Lineage: Eukaryota; Metazoa; Chordata; Actinopteri; Clupeiformes; Engraulidae.
UUGUAUGAGUGUAUCUGAAACACGAAGAGAGCACGGCGGUGGAAAAACUGCCAGAUAUCUUCUAUAAAUAAAAUCUGUUUUAACAGAUAUUUUCGUCUAGAGUUGAAUUUUAAAUGCUUGACGUCAGGAUUGGCUUGGGUUUCCAGUACACCCAGUAAGGAAGCGCUUCUUGUAGCAAAAGAUGGCAACCCAGUGUGUCUCAAAGGUGGAACUCUCCAUAUCGUGCAGUCAUCUCAUUGACAAAGAUGUAGGAUCCAAAUCUGACCCCCUCUGUGUGCUGCUACAAAGUGUUGGAGAUGACAAAUGGACAGAGAUUGACCGCACGGAAAAGGUGAAAAACAACCAGGACCCGGAAUUCUCCAAGAAGCUGCGGCUAGACUAUCACUUUGAGCAGGUGCAAAAGCUGAAGCUGGGUAUUUACGACAUCGACAAUAAAUCCGUGGAUCUAGGGGACGAUGACUACCUGGGAGGCUUCGAGUGCACACUGGGUCAGAUUGUGUCCAGUCGGAAGAUCACCAGACCGCUGGAGCUGAAGAAGGGCAAGCCUGCGGGAAAGGGCACCAUCACAAUUACGGCUGAGGAGAUCAAGGACAAUAGAUGUAUUGUGCUGGAGAUGGAAGCCAAAGGCCUGGACAAAAAGGACCUGUUUGGGAAAUCAGACCCCUUCUUGGAGUUUUUCAAGAAAGAGGAUGAUGGCAAGUGGCAGCUCGUUCACAGAACAGAAGUCGUCAAGAACAAUUUAAAUCCCUCGUGGAGAAAAUUCAAUGUGUCUCUCCACACUUUCUGCAACGGUGAUUUGAGCAAGCCAAUCAAGGUGCAUUGCUCUGACUAUGAUAGUGAUGGCUCACAUGACCUUAUUGGUGUGUUUGAAACUAAUGUAGAGGCUCUUCAGAAAGCAGACCAUGGGUCACCGGUGGAGUUUGACUGCAUUCACCCAGAGAAGCAGAAGAAGAAAAAGAGCUAUAAAAAUUCAGGCGUGGUCUGCGUCAAAACGUGCAAGUUGGAGAGGGAGUACUCAUUCCUGGACUACAUCAUGGGAGGAUGCCAAGUCAAUUUCACGGUGGGUGUUGAUUUCACCGGCUCCAACGGUGACCCGCGCUCUCCUGAGUCUCUGCAUUACAUGAGUCCGGACGGGCUGAACCAGUACCUGUCAGCCAUCUGGUCUGUGGGCCUCGUGGUGCAGGACUACGACAGUGAUAAACUUUUCCCAGCCUUUGGAUUUGGUGCUCAAGUGCCUCCUGAUUUCAAGGUUUCCCAUGAAUUUGCCCUGAACUUCAAUCCCAGCAGUCCUUAUUGCCAAGGUGUACAAGGUAUUGUGGAGGCGUACCGCAUGGCGCUGCCCCAGGUUCGUCUGUACGGCCCGACCAACUUCUCCCCCAUCAUCAACCAUGUGGCCAGCUUUGCCAACUCGGCUGCACAGGAGGCCAAGGCAUCGCAAUACUAUGUGCUGCUGAUCAUCACGGACGGGGAGAUCACGGACCUGGACCAGACGCGGCAGGCCAUCGUGAACUGCUCCAAGCUGCCCAUGUCCAUCAUCAUCGUGGGGGUGGGCGAGGCCGACUUCAAGGCCAUGGAGUUCCUGGACGGGGACGACGGCGUGCUCAAGUCCCUGACUGGGGAGCCCGUGGCCAGGGACAUCGUGCAGUUCGUGCCCUUCAGGCAGUUCGCUAGUGCUCCCAAGGAGGCUCUGGCACAGGCUGUCCUGGCCGAGGUGCCCUCUCAGGUCGUGUCCUACUUCAAGAUGAGGAAGCUGAACCCCGUCAACCCGCCUGAGAAGACCUCCAAGUAGAGCAGAGCAGAGCAGAGCAGGCCUCAAGACCAGCCAUCUUUUGAUUUGUUUGUUUUUUUGUUGUUAUUGUUUUUGUUUGUUCCUCUGUGAACUCUGUGCCUCCUUUGUACCCACGAGUACCACUUUAAAACAAACCAGGAAUAAUUACUGUUUCUGUUCCAUUUUAUUUUUGUAUUUCUUUUUUGAAAUCAUUAUUUUAUAUAUGCUGAUCAUACAUUCUUGCAAAUGUUCGCAAAACAAAAUCCCCACUGUUAUUCCUCUUAAUGGGGGGACAAGUGAAUGAAUUACAGCUGCUUGGGAUACAGCUGCCAAACUGUUGCCACUUGCACGUACACGAUGCCUUAUCUUUACUUUAGCUAUGCAAUACAGUUUUAGUAUGCUGACUGGGACACCGUAACAGCCAAACACAGCCUUGCACCUAUAUGAAAUGCUGCUUUGUGCUAACUAACCAGUGGCUGUUUAGCACCAACUAUAUAACCUCCACUGCUGCCUUAUGCACUUGAAUGUCCCCUGCUUCUAAGACAUUGUAGUUAGUUAUUUUGUUGCCUUAGCCUACCUAUUUCGGUAUGCCUUAGAGAUUUUGAGAAAUAUGCCAAAAAUGUAUGUCUAAAUGCCAAGCAUGUCGAAACUGGAAGUGUUCGCUAGCUCACCAAGUUAGGCAUUAACAUGGAAAAAGAUGUUGCCAUUAGGUUUAGGUACUCAGGAUGUUUGUUGCUCUGACUAAAAUGCACAUCAACAUAAUCAAAUUCCAACGUAAUCUUGAUGGUAACUUUUUUUUUGUUUUAAUAAGUACUUUAUCCAUUGCCAUUGUCUAACAUGAGAAAGUAAUUGCUUAUUGAUAAUCAGUCUACCCAUUAUUUGACGUGGGUCCACUUUCAUCCAUGUGGCAUGUUCCACAAGUUCCAUGUUUGUCUAUAAGGAUCACUGUGAUAUGUGCGUGGAGAUGUAAUCUGCCGUAUCCUCCAUUUUUAGUUCCUCAUUGAAUGGACUGCACUUUCUCCGAGCUACAGCAAUAAAUUCAGAAAUGCAUUCGGGUACACUUUUAGUUGUGCCAUUUUGACUCCCCUAAAGGGCCAUAUUUCCUUAACCGGAUGCAGAUAUGAAGAACCAAUGUCGUUUUAGCACUUUGAGUAAGAAAGGGAAUGAUUUAUUAUGCUGGAAUUUGUAAUCAUUUGAGGUUUCAAUUGUUGCUAUCACCAUUAGCUAAAAGAGUAAAUUGUUAAUAAACCUACCAGGAAUGAACAGUACAACAUACUGUUGGCUUUGUGGGGACCAGAAAGUGUACGCCUCUGGUGUGGCAUGCCAUGCAAUCACAAAUGUUUUGCUCUCAUCCAACAUGCUGAAUAUCUAUUUUGUAUUUUCCUCAUCUUUUCAUAAAAAGUGUCAAAAUAAAUUCACAGAAAUGUA